Notothenia coriiceps (black rockcod) is the source of this 2313-nucleotide messenger RNA. Its product is annotated as cysteine/serine-rich nuclear protein 1-like. The coding region runs from base 102 to 1709 and encodes 535 amino acids. Gene Ontology annotation, molecular function: sequence-specific DNA binding; DNA-binding transcription factor activity, RNA polymerase II-specific. NCBI's taxonomy places the organism in Eukaryota, Metazoa, Chordata, Actinopteri, Perciformes, Nototheniidae. Gene Ontology annotation, cellular component: nucleus. The transcript is spliced from 5 exons. Gene Ontology annotation, biological process: regulation of transcription by RNA polymerase II. The record is from RefSeq and is a predicted model, not a curated record.
GGGACACACAAUGCUCAGCUGGCGGGACCGCGGACAAGACCAAUAACUUCGUGUCAAAUUCAAGCUUUUAUUUUGUUAUUAUGCUGUAAUUUACUUCGUGAAUGUAUAUCAUCCACCACGACCAAACAAUGCGAGGCAUCCUUAAGAGAAAGUUUGCGGAGGUAGAUCCCUGCUACUCCUCUUCCUCCUCCUCCUCCUCCUCCUCUCCCCCGUCCUCCCUCUCCUCCCCUGCCUCCUCAGAGUGGGAGUCCGACGGGGAAAGCGGCCCCUCCGACAGCCAGGACUUCACACCUCACAGUCCUUCUUCGCCCACCAGUUUACCCACAGUUCGGUCUAUCCUGAAGAGGACGAAGCUCAGUGCAGGCCCGCAGAGUAACGUGCGCUUUGACCAGGUGACGGUGUUCAUCUUCCCCCGCUGUCAGGGCUUCACCAGCGUGCCCAGCCACGGGGGGGCCACCCUGGGCAUGGUGCAGACGCACAGCACCCUGCGGAGAUACACGAUGGCUGAUCAUGCGCUGGAGCGACGGCGCUGGCGCAGAGAGAGGCUCAGAGACAGGCGGAGGAGAGAGAGGCUGGAGGCGCUGAAACACAAAUUGAUCACCAGCGGGGCCAUGGACCAGGAAGAGGCAGACCGGCUCACAGUGGAGCAGGUCCCAGAGGAAGACGUCCCCAUCAGUGAUGCAGAGCUGGAGGACGGAGGGUUCCUCCAGCCAUACUCCUCCAGGCAGCGGCAGGCUCUCCUGCAGGCGGCGGGGGUGAAGCGCGUGGACCGGGAGGAGAAGAGGCAGCUGCACGCCCUGCGGCUCUCCAGGGAGGCCUGUGGCUGUGACUGCCAGGGCUUCUGUGAGCCGGAGACCUGCGCCUGCAGCCUGGCAGGGAUCAAGUGCCAGGAGGACCGCUUAAACUUCCCGUGUGGCUGCACUACGGACGGCUGUGGGAACUCUCAGGGCCGCAUCGAGUUCAACUCCAGACGUGUGCAGACUCAUUACAUCCACACCGUCAUGAAGCUGGAGAUGGAGAGGCGACUGCAGGAGGAAUCAGUGAGCCAAGAGGAGCAGACGGGACUCCCAGAGGACCUGGAAGUGUACGGGCAGCAGGAGGAGGCCGAUCCGGGGCAGAGCGCACAGGACCAGAGCUGCCCCUUCGGCUUCACCUCGGAGGACGGCCUUCCUCUCACCAUGCCCACAACGCCUUCAUUUCACUUCCCCCAAGAACGGUUGUCGGUGGAGGAGAGCAGUUGCAGCAGCGACAUGACCGAAUCCUCCUGCUCCUCCUCCGACUCUGCGGGAGGAUGCCUCGAUGGGAGUCAGGACCUCCCUGAUUUAGAUAGAGGGUUGUCACUUCCCCUCAGCAUGUGUGAAAAUAAUAACUACUCUGCGUGCAGCCAGCUAAACCAUAAAGUACGGCAGACAGGAAACCUAGACUUCUUUGACUCUCUGGAGGGCUUCCCCAGCUCCCCCUCCCCCACCCUGGACUAUUUUUCCGGCAGGUACAUGGACCUGAGUUUGGCUUCAGACUCCGACAUCGAGUUCUUCGACAGCGACUACACCUCUGGACCUCUGCACAGCUCUUUUAAACUUCACAGGCACCCCGACAGCUUUUUCCACCUGCAGCUGCUGAGCUCUGUGAACCUGCCGCAGUACGAGUCCAGCACCUUCCUCCUGGAGUCCCUCAUCGGGCUGACGGAGCCCGACCCGGAUCAGGGGUAGCACAGGGCAGAUUUUAUAGCCACGCGUUCUAGGGACAUGACUGUGUAAGAUCAUUUAAUGUACAAAGCACUGCCUAUGCAUUUGUAAUAAUAUUUCAAUGGAAAAAAGGAAUCAUUGAUAAACUAUUUUUCCUAGCUGGAUAUAUUUUCUAUUGCCUACAAAUAUUUGCCUUUAUUUUAAGAGAAAACGCACUUGAAUAAUUAAUAUGUAUUUUUAUUUGAUUUCCUGAUAUUUUGUAUGUUAUUUAAUUUCUUAUACCGCUGAUAUUUCUUGGUCUCGGCUCUGUUGCUACCGCUUCAUCAUUGUAAGUUAACUUGUUUUAUGUCAUAUUUAUUACAAAGGUCACAAAGGCAAUAAAGCAUUUGAAAAAGUGAUGCCCCACAUAUCAUGACACAAAUGUGCAUACUUUGCAAGUAGCUGGCCAUGGUGCGUAAAUCCACUUUAAAGCAGCCAGUAAGUCAAUGAUAACACUCCUCCAUUUUGAGCCUUCGAGUUGUGAAUUAUUUUCUACUGCCUUUGCUGAUUGUGGAUUAUCAAGUAUCUGCUUAACAAUAUGUUAUAAUAUUUUUGUAUCGGAGUAAUAUAAUAAAACGUUUUAAAUGUA